AUGUCCGAAAGAUAAGUAUAUAUUUUAUUCAAAAUGGUAGAAAGCGAUUCGAGCUCAGUCAGCCAAAAACCCUAAUUAAAAAAUACCGACUAGUCAACCUUAUGGAAAUUCUGUUAAAGGAUUUAAAAUGUAACUUAAUUUAAUUUAAGAAGUGUGAAAAAGGUUAAAGUGAAUAACUUGAUAGAGGAGAGACCACAAAGUGGUUAGAACGAAAUAAGGGCAAGAUAGAUUUAACAAGAAACUGAUUUUUUUAGAAAUAACAUGGAAGUGUUUGACAAAGAAAGACUUUUUGAGCAUUUAUCUUAAGCUAAAACACAAAUCAACCACUUGAAGACAGAUAAUUAUUAAUUGAGGACAACCAUUUUAUAAUAGGAAAAAACAAUACAAAAAUAUGAGAGAAUCAUUGAGGAUUUUCAAAACAAUGGUAAUUUGAAAAAUGUGCAAAUGAAAUUGGGAGUUGAGGUUUGA
Molecule: messenger RNA, 468 nt
Organism: Paramecium tetraurelia
Lineage: Eukaryota; Ciliophora; Oligohymenophorea; Peniculida; Parameciidae
Exons: 2
Source: RefSeq, a predicted model, not a curated record